Messenger RNA from Tilletiaria anomala UBC 951, 1914 nucleotides. RefSeq lists its product as uncharacterized. Gene Ontology annotation, molecular function: DNA-binding transcription factor activity. The transcript has 3 exons. The record is from RefSeq and is a predicted model, not a curated record. Gene Ontology annotation, biological process: regulation of DNA-templated transcription. Bases 328 to 1788 code for a protein of 486 amino acids. NCBI's taxonomy places the organism in Eukaryota, Fungi, Basidiomycota, Exobasidiomycetes, Georgefischeriales, Tilletiariaceae.
UCAGAUGACAGUCGGCUUGGUCAGAAAGUUAGAAGCGUUUGGUAACGCUUGGUCAAACACAAAGUGCUGGUGCUUCUUGUGCGCACGUCUACCAUUUCUGACAUAGGCGCUGUGUAGCCCCCCCUCCCAGCAUCAUCGGAUUCCUGCGACGUUUCAUAAAUGCUCUGAAUCUCUUGCCUCCCUUUCUGUCACCGCAUAUCCAGGACGCCGUAAUUCUGGAAUAAAGUCUCCACCCAUCACCCCCUUUCGAUUCUCUCAGAUACCCUGAAAGCCAACUUGGCCGUCCUUGCACUGAGUGGCAGCAGCAACCGAAGGUAAAUCAGCCAAAUGUCAGAGCCUUGCUUGUCGGUUGUCUCUGCGCUGUCUUCUCAGCCACAGUUGCAUUUGCCACCUGCCAGUGCUCGCGUGAGAGGUUUGGCCGAAGAUGCACGAAAGAACAGACGAAGAGAGCAGAACAGAAGAGCGCAGGAAGCUCACCGUGCAAAGAGGCUUGCGCGACUGCGAGAGCUCGAGGAUAUGGUGCAUGAAUACGAGCUACAGUGUCGAAACAAAGACCGUCAGAUCUACGAGCUCCAGCGAAAGCUUCGCACUUCGAGUCAGGCCGGAGAUCAGCGCGAGUGUCUUGAGCGAACGACAACAACAAUGAUUCAGCAUCGAUGUGGCACCAAGGACGAUCCCAGGAGGCGUUCGCAAGACCAGCGCUUUGCUUCCUCAGUCGAGCAUCGUCUCGCCCUCUCCGACGCGGUCACGAAUGAUAAAAAACAACCAUUAUCACGGUCAAUGCCAGUCGGGCCGUCUCGCAGCAAUGGCGAAGGACGCUAUGAGGUACUCGACCGUAUGCUGCCUGUGCCAUAUACUGUUUCAAGACCAAGCGACUCGCCGAACGGACAGGUUACGCUGUGCCAAAUUGCGGACAUCCUCAAGGAGGAGAGAUCACCCGGCGUUGAGCAAAAUCCAAAAACACCUUGCCGCAGUAAUACAUGCUCACAUCUCAUAGCUCUGGGUUCUUCGAAUGAGCAGUCUCUAUCCAUGCUAGCGGCAGCCGCAGUCUCCAUUGAACAGUCGGGAGGGCAGCCGUCACGAAAAGACAGCUUGGGCGCGCAAGACGCACCGAUGGAUGAAGACUCUGCGGGAUCUCAAGAGGCUGGGGCAAAGAAACUGUAUGUCAACGACGAGUCAAGCUUCCACCCUACCCCCGCCACGGUGCCAUCGAUGCCACUUUCGAGUCGCAACACUGCCAUGUCUGCUGCACUCCCUAUGUCAACGCUUCUCCCCUGGCACAAGCGCAAGCAGCAGCAAGAUCAUGUGGAUCAACGUUCUCCGCUAUGCCUCCACUUAGCGCCUCUGAACAGGUCAAUUUCAUCCUCCUCGACCUUUUCCGAAACCACUGUUUCGCACUGUGCUACCACGAGUGCCCCCGAAAUGGCUUCUACCGCGACGGCCAUCGGUCGCAUGCUUUCACCACCUGCACUUCCAACAGCACCAUCACUGUUCCCGCCGUCGAAGGAAAGGCUUCCAUCGCUGUCUCAAGCUCUCUCCGCUACGAACUGGCACCCCCACAGUUUGAACCACCAUCCCUCGUCGUGGCCGCCUGUCGUGUCUGCUUUCGCGGCGCAUCCACAUUUGAUGGCUUCAGUAUCUUCCAAUUCCAUGUCUUCGUCCUGGUCGCCGCCACCCUCGUCGGCAUCUUCGUCUCCACCUUCAUCGUCGCCGGCGUCGUCAUCACCAUGUUCGUUCACGUUGCUUGCUACGAAGCCUGCGCUCGCGCAAUCACCGGCGUGCCCUUGAAUGCGCCUGACCCAGCAAAGAGGGAGUGCGCAUGGACCAUUGUCCUUUGAGACUCAAGACCCCAGCUAUUUGGAACGGUUCUACUUGAAUCAUGCAAUGCUCUUCCCAGCAGCUCGAGAGGCGAGG